Neoarius graeffei (lesser salmon catfish) is the source of this 667-nucleotide messenger RNA. It is a transcript of the gene ndufb8, whose product is annotated as NADH:ubiquinone oxidoreductase subunit B8. The record is from RefSeq and is a predicted model, not a curated record. Gene Ontology annotation, biological process: mitochondrial electron transport, NADH to ubiquinone. The transcript is spliced from 5 exons. Gene Ontology annotation, cellular component: mitochondrion. Bases 54 to 611 code for a protein of 185 amino acids. NCBI's taxonomy places the organism in Eukaryota, Metazoa, Chordata, Actinopteri, Siluriformes, Ariidae.
UAUCCGCUGGAAGGUUAUGUAGUGCGCAUGCGCUUCGCUGAAGGUUUGCGAACAUGGCGGCGCUGAUCGGAGGUCGCUGGGUUUUCGGCAAAAGCAGAGGGCAAACCGUUUAUCAGUUACUUUCCACAAGACCAGCCUCUAGUGCCUCUCAGAAGGUGCUCCCCGGACCCUAUCCUCGCACCGCAGAAGAACGAGCGGCUGCUGCAAAGAAAUACAACUUGAGACUGGAGGACUAUCAACCGUACCCUGAUGAUGGACGCGGCUAUGGUGAUUACCCGAUGCUGCCAGACCGCUCCCAGCAUGAGCGAGAUCCCUGGUACCAGUGGGACCAUCCAGACUUGCGGAGGAACUGGGGAGAACCGAUCCACUAUGAAUUUGACAUGUACAUCAGAAACAGAGUGGAUACGUCCCCCAGUCCUGUUGACUGGUCCACCAUGUGCAAGCGCUUCUUUGGCUUCUUCACCUUCAUGAUGGUCAUGUUUGGCUUGGGGGAGGUGUUCCCUGCCUACCAACCUGUAGCCCCAAAGCAGUAUCCCUACAACAACCUUUAUCUGGAACAUGGUGGAGAUCCAGAGAAACAGUCAGAACCUGUUAAACAUUAUGAGAUCUAAGAUAUUGUCUUGUUUUACUUAUGUAAUGUGCAUAAUAAAUUUAAAGCUGAAACUUU